Messenger RNA from Synchytrium microbalum, 798 nucleotides. RefSeq lists its product as uncharacterized. Bases 1 to 798 code for a protein of 265 amino acids. Lineage: Eukaryota; Fungi; Chytridiomycota; Chytridiomycetes; Synchytriales; Synchytriaceae. Gene Ontology annotation, cellular component: mitochondrion. The transcript is spliced from 3 exons. The record is from RefSeq and is a predicted model, not a curated record.
AUGGCUACGACGUGGAGAUUACUGCGACCAAUACUCUCGCAGAAGAGUGCAUCAUCAGCUCAGUUCUCCGCACUCCGAUUUGCAUCAUCAAAUGCAAAGAGAGAUGCUCAACUGGACCAAUACGGGCCUCUACCAACUGCAGACCCAUUCCUACCAGACCCACUGAAACAACCUGCCUCUGACUUAUGGCCAACUGAAAAAGACUUGGCUGCCACACCCGCUGCAUCACAAUCCACUCUCCCUCCACACCCAACAUCAUCUCCCGACUUCCCCUUCUUCCAACACCCACUCUACAUCCCCCUAGCCCAACCAAAAACAGGUCUAGGCACCAUAAUCCCUCCUCUCAAAUGGCCCGUAUACGACCAAUCCGUGCUAUCUGCACAGCAAUCAAACCUGCCAUCUCCUCCACGAUGGUGGUAUAGCGAAUUCGGGAAUCGCGAAAUGGAUCCUAUAGGUGAUUAUCCACGAGAUGUGCCCAUGCAGUGGACCCAGUUGAGAGAUCCAUACAAGUAUUGGGAUCAGCAGGGACGGAGAGAGUAUGGUGAAAUCAUGUAUGAUCACGAUAAUUAUACAGAUUUCUUGGGUAUUGGACCUGAAGUCCAUUGGUGGGUACCGUUUAUGGGUAUGAUGAAGGCAUUUGGGUUUAUUGGGUUGGUGGCCUUUGGUGUCGCGUGGUAUGAUCCUUCGGCUCAUAUGCUCUUUACGGAUCGAGACUACCCACAUGAUGGUCUAAGAGUCGAAUUGGGUGGAAAUCCAGAGGAGCAUGAUGAUAAUUGGAUGGCUGCUAGGAAACUAUAA